AUGCCUACAGCCAGAUUCGAGCCUUCAAGUAUCAAGAACAAAGUGAAGAGGGAGGAAAUCGCUCGGAAACAGAAGCAGAAAAGGGGAAAGGACAAGCUCGAACGCAGGCUCGCUCGGGCGAAGCUAGAGGCAAAUGACCCUGCUGCGAAGAAAAGACGUCUUGCACAGAAUGUCCCCCGCACACUGGACAAUACCCGUGAAUUCGAUCCGUCCAUCCUGACAGCCAACCCGGCGGCAGCAUCGUCCUCAUCCUCCGCGCAAGCCGAGGCCUCUGCAUCGUCUUUAUCAGAGUCCGGCCAACAACAUGAGCAACCCCAAGACGAAGCUGCGCUUGAUAUUGCCUCCGAUCCCUUCGCAUCCUACUUCUCUGGCGACGUCGACCCUUCGGUUCCGCCGAAGGUGCUCAUCACAACGUCGUCGAAGGCAACACGGAUAACGUAUGACUUCUGUGAGGAGCUGGUUGAUGUAUUCCCUGGAGCAGAAUUUAUCCGACGCAAGAAGGGGAAAGGUUUCGAGAUGGGACGUAUCGCAGGUUGGGCCGCUGGAAGAGGAUAUAGUCAUAUGAUGGUUGUAAACGAGGACGUGAAGAAGCCAAACGCACUCACGUUGAUUUACCUUCCAGAAGGACCUACAGCCUAUUUCAAGCUGACAUCUAUAGAAUCGUCGAAGAAAUUAUCCGGUCACGCACGCUCAACAGCACAUUUUCCGGAGCUCGUACUCAAUGGCUUCGUCACUCGUCUGGGACACACUGUGGGUCGACUGUUUCAGACGCUCUUCCCGCCAAUGCCGGAGUUCCAGGGCCGGCAAGUGGUCACUUUACACAACCAGAGAGACUUUUUGUUCUUCCGGAGACAUCGAUAUGCUUUCCGCUCGACGGAGAAGGUAGCGCUCCAAGAAAUAGGCCCACGGUUCACACUCAAGUUGCGUUCAUUGAGGAAGGGCCUGCCAGCCGUGAAAAACCUUGGUGAACCAUGCAAACCCUUGGAGUUUGACACCUUUGAAGAGGGCGAACCCAGCACCGUGAACGAUGUGGAUAUGGUUGAUGGGCAGAAGGGCGGUGACGACGACGCGGAUGCGACUGCCCAAAGUGAGCACGAUGCAGAGGCGCAGAAAAAGCGGACGAAAGUCCAGCCUCCGGCAGAAGAUGAAUAUGUGUGGGUUUGGAAGCCGGAGCUGGAGACUACCAGACGCACAUUCUUCUUAUAG
This is a messenger RNA of Sparassis crispa, 1206 nucleotides long. RefSeq names its product Brix domain-containing protein. The record is from RefSeq and is a predicted model, not a curated record. Bases 1 to 1206 code for a protein of 401 amino acids. Lineage: Eukaryota; Fungi; Basidiomycota; Agaricomycetes; Polyporales; Sparassidaceae. Gene Ontology annotation, cellular component: nucleolus; preribosome, large subunit precursor. The transcript has 6 exons. Gene Ontology annotation, molecular function: rRNA primary transcript binding. Gene Ontology annotation, biological process: maturation of LSU-rRNA; maturation of 5.8S rRNA.